AUGUUGAUAGUGUAUGUUGAUGACAUUGUUGUGACAGGUGAUGAUAUUACAAUUGCAAGAUCAAAGAAGGGAAUUUUUCUGUCACAAAGGAAAUAUAUACUUGACUUGCUUCAUGAAGUUGGGAAAUUAGGGUGUAAACCUAUAGAAACUCCAAUUGAUCCCAACCACAAGUUGAGUGCUACUAAAGGAGAAGCUCUUCUAGACAAAGGGGUAUAUCAGAGAUUGGUAGUUAAUAACCAGAUGCAUGAACCUAGACCUCUCAUAUGCAUGAACCUAGCCUAUUUGAAAGGAUGCCCUAGUAAAGGGAUGUUCUAUUCUAACCAUAACCAUCUAAAGAUUGAGGCUUACACAGAUGCAGAUUGGGCAGGGUCCAUUGCUGAUAGAAGAUCAACAUUUGGUUAUUGUGCAUUAGUCGGAGGCAAUGUGGUUUUAUGGAUAAGUAAGAAACAAUCUGUGGUUGUAGGGUAA
Molecule: messenger RNA, 468 nt
Organism: Nelumbo nucifera (sacred lotus)
Lineage: Eukaryota; Viridiplantae; Streptophyta; Magnoliopsida; Proteales; Nelumbonaceae
Source: RefSeq, a predicted model, not a curated record